AUGGGGUUGUUCAAUGUCACUCACCCUGCAUUCUUCCUCCUGACUGGUAUCCCUGGUCUGGAGAGCUCUCACUCCUGGCUGUCAGGGCCCCUCUGCGUGAUGUAUGUUGUGGCCCUUGGGGGAAAUACAUUGAUCCUGCAGGCUGUGCGAGUGGAGCCCAGCCUCCAUGAGCCCAUGUACUACUUCCUGUCCAUGUUGUCCUUCAGUGAUGUGGCCAUAUUGGCCACACUGCCCACUGUACUCCGAACCUUCUGCCUCAAUGCCCGCAACAUUGCUUUUGAUGCCUGUCUAAUUCAGAUGUUUCUUAUUCACUUCUUCUCCAUGAUGGAAUCAGGUAUUCUGCUGGCCAUGAGUUUUGACCGCUAUGUGGCCAUUUGUGACCCCUUGCGCUAUGUAACUGUGCUCACCACUGAAGUCAUUGCUGCAAUGGGUUUAGGUGCAGCUGCUCGAAGCUUCAUCACCCUUUUCCCUCUUCCCUUUCUUAUUAAGAGGCUGCCUAUCUGCAGAUCCAAUGUUCUUUCUCACUCCUACUGCCUGCACCCAGACAUGAUGAGGCUUGCCUGUGCUGAUAUCAGUAUCAACAGCAUCUACGGACUCUUUGUUCUUGUAUCCACCUUUGGCAUGGACCUGUUUUUUAUCUUCCUCUCCUAUGUGCUCAUUCUGCGUUCUGUCACGGCCACUGCUUCCCGUGAGGAACGCCUCAAAGCUCUCAACACAUGUGUGUCACAUAUCCUGGCUGUACUUGCAUUUUAUGUGCCAAUGAUUGUGGUCUCCACAGUGCACCGCUUUGGGAAGCAUGUCCCAUGCUACAUACAUGUCCUCAUGUCAAAUGUGUACCUAUUUGUGCCUCCUGUGCUCAACCCUCUCAUUUAUAGCGCCAAGACAAAGGAAAUCCGCCGAGCCAUUUUCCGCAUGUUUCACCACAUCAAAAUAUGA
This is a messenger RNA of Gorilla gorilla gorilla (western lowland gorilla), 936 nucleotides long. RefSeq names its product olfactory receptor 51I2. Gene Ontology annotation, molecular function: G protein-coupled receptor activity; olfactory receptor activity. Gene Ontology annotation, cellular component: plasma membrane. Gene Ontology annotation, biological process: G protein-coupled receptor signaling pathway. The record is from RefSeq and is a predicted model, not a curated record. Lineage: Eukaryota; Metazoa; Chordata; Mammalia; Primates; Hominidae.